This is a messenger RNA of Otolemur garnettii (small-eared galago), 11127 nucleotides long. It is a transcript of the gene SPTBN5, whose product is annotated as spectrin beta, non-erythrocytic 5. Gene Ontology annotation, biological process: actin cytoskeleton organization. NCBI's taxonomy places the organism in Eukaryota, Metazoa, Chordata, Mammalia, Primates, Galagidae. Gene Ontology annotation, cellular component: cortical actin cytoskeleton; plasma membrane; cell junction. The record is from RefSeq and is a predicted model, not a curated record. Gene Ontology annotation, molecular function: actin filament binding.
AUGCCCAAGGGCUGUAGUCCUGAUAGUGGGUCAGCCCCAAAAUUCCCAGUACACCCUAUAGCAGGAGGCCCAGCUACAGAGCUCUGGGUCCCACCCAGUCCAGGCCCCACCAUGGACUGUGAGUAUGAGAUGGGCCACGUGCGCAAGCUGCAGGCCCGGCAUAUGCAGAUGCAGGAAAAGACUUUCACCAAGUGGAUCAACAAUGUCUUCCAGCACGGCCAGGUGGGUAUCAGAAUCCAGAACCUAUAUUCAGAGCUGUCUGAUGGCACCCACCUACUGCGGCUGCUGCAGCUCAUCUCAGGGGAGGUGCUGCCGCCCCCUAGCCAGGGCCGCCUGCGUGUCCACUUUCUGGAGAACAGCAGCCGCGCGCUGGCCUUCCUCAAGUCCAAGGUGCCAAUACCCCUCAUCGGGCCAGAGAACAUCGUGGAUGGAGACCAGACGCACAUCCUGGGGCUCAUCUGGGUCAUCAUUCUGCGUUUCCAGAUUUCCCACAUCUCCUUGGACAGGGAGGAGUUUGGGGCCAGUGCAGCCCUGCUAUCGGCCAAGGAAGCUCUGCUGGUCUGGUGCCAGCGGAAGACAGCCCGCUACAACAACGUGAACAUCAUCAACUUCUCCCACAGCUGGAGCAAUGGGCUAGGCUUUAACGCCCUCAUCCACGCCCACAGGCCAGACCUGUUGGACUAUAGCUCCCUGCAUCCGGACCGGCCGCUGCACAACCUCGCCUUUGCUUUCCACAUAGCUGAGCAGGAGCUGGGCAUUGCCCAGCUGCUGGACCCUGAGGAUGUGGCAGCCCCACAGGCAGACGAGCGCUCCAUCAUGACCUAUGUCUCCCUCUACUACCACUGCUUCUCCCGCCUGCACCAGGGCCAGACUCUCCAGAGAAGACUCACUAAGAUCCUGCUUCAGCUCCAGGAGACAGAGGCAUUGCAGACCCAGUAUGAGCAGCUGGUGACUGACCUGCUGCACUGGAUUGCAGAGAAGCAGGUGCAGCUGGAGGCACAGGCUCUCCCAGACUCACUGCCUGCAGCGCGCCGGCUACUAGCAGCCUUUGCCUCCUUCCGCACCCAGGAGAAGCCACCUCGGCUACAACAGCGAGGGGCCACAGAGGCUCUGCUCUUCCAGCUGCAGACAGCACUGCGAGCUCAGAACCGCAGGCCCUUCCUGCCUCGUGAGGGCCUGGACACAGGGGAGCUGUCCCAGCGCUGGGCAGAGCUGGAGCGGGCAGAGGCCAUAUGGAGCCAGGCCCUGCAGCAGAAGCUACUGCAGCUGGAGCGGCUGGAAACCCUGGCUCGGCGCUUCCAGCGCAAGGCAGCCCUCCGGGAGAGCUUCCUAAAGGACACAGAGCAGGUGCUAGAGCAGUCUAGAGCCCUGCCAGCCAGCCCAGCCACAGUGGAGGCAGCCAUCCAGAGGCUAGGUGUGCUGGAGGCUGGCAUCCUGUCCCAGGAGGGACGCUUCCAGGCCCUGGCUGAGAUUGCAGACAUCCUCCAGCAGGAACGGUACCACAGCUGGGCAGAGGUGGCCUGCAGGCAGGAAGAGAUCACCUUGCGCUGGCAGAGGCUCCUUCAGCGCCUACAGGAACAGAGGAAGCAGGUGGCAGGUAUGCAAGCUGUGCUGAGCCUACUGCAGGAGGUAGAGGCUGCCUCCAACCAGCUCAAGGAGCUACAGGAGCUGGCCAGCUCCACUUCCUGUGGGCAGCAGCUGGCAGAGACAGUGGAGCUAUUGCAAAGGCAUGACUUGCUGGAGGCCCAAGUCUCAGCCCAUGGGGCCCAUGUGAGCCAUCUUGUCCAGCAGACGACAGAGCUGGACUUCUCCCUGGGCACCAGUGUGGAGGUGCUGCAAGCCAAGGCCAGGGUUCUGACCCAGCUGCACCAGAGCCUGGUGACUCUUGUCCAAGCCCGGCGGGUCCUACUGGAGCAGACGCUGCAGCGGGCAGAGUUCCUGCACAGCUGUGAGGAGGAGGAAGCCUGGCUAAAGGAGCGCACGCAGCAGGUGGAGAAUGCCGUCUGGGGCCAAGAUCUCAGCCAAAUGGCAAAUGCCCUGCAGAAACACAAGGCCCUAGAAGCUGAGCUCCAUCGCCACCAAGCCGUGUGUGCAGAACUUGUGCGAAGGGGGCGCGACCUCGGUCUUCGCGGGUGCCCGACGCAGCGGGAUCUCCGGGAACGCGCCGAGGCGGUGCAGGGCGCAGGGCAGCUGCUCCGGAGCCGAGCGGCGGGGCGGGGCGCGCAGCUGCAGACAGCCCUGCUGGUCCGGCAGUACUUGGCAGAAGCGGCAGAAGCGACCAUGUGGCUGCAAGAGCAGCGGUACUCGAUGGAGAGCUCAUCCUGCGGGGAAGACCUGGAAGCAGCCGAGGGGCUGCUGCUGCGUCAUGUGCGGCUGGAGCGCGCUGUGCGGGCCUUUGCCAUCGAACUGCGGCGAUUGGACGAGCAGGCGCGGGUGGCCGCGGCCCGGGCGUCGCUCACGGUGAUGUCUGCCGUAAGCCCUCCCAGAGAAAGCCUCAGGAACCCAGGGGACUGGAAUGAGGCUUCCUGGAAGAUGGCCCUCCCAGUGGAGCCUGACCCUGCCCCUGACUCCAACACCAUACUCCAAACACAGGACUGCUUAAGCCAGGACUACGAAGGCCUGAGGGCCUUGGCAGAGCUCCGAAAGGCCCAACUGGAGGAGAAGGUGGCCCUGUUUGGCUUCUAUAGCUCCUGUGUGGAGCUGCAGUCAUGGCUGGAGGAGCAGACAGUGCUGUUCCAAACAUUACAGCCCCAGGCUGACAACCUGGAGGUCAUGCAGUUCAAAUACAAGAACUUCCUCAGGGCCCUGGCCAUAGGAAAGGGCCACUGGGCUGAGGUCAGCAGCUCUGCUGAGCAACUGAAGCAAAGAUGUCCUGGGGACUCCACAAAAAUCCAACAGCAACAGGACAAACUGGGCAGGAGGUGGGGGCAGCUAGAGGCCCUAAAGAAGGAGAAGGCCAUGCAGCUGGCACACAGCAUAGAAGCAUGCAGUUGUCUGCAGGAGUGUGGGCCCACACAGGACCAGCUGCAGGGUUUGGUGCUCCAGCUGGACGCCCUGGAGCUGGGGAGCACUGAGGACACCCACCGCAGCCUGCAACUGGCCCAGCAGAAGAUCCUAGCACUGGAGAGGAGGGUCCACUACCUCCAAAGCGUGGCUGUAAAGGUCAAGGACUCGGGCCCCUCAGAGAGCCAGCCACUGCAGAAACAAGUGGAGACGCUGCAGGGGUUGCUGGAGCAAGUACAGAGGCGAGUGGCCCAACAGGCUCGGGUCCAGGCUGAGGCUCAGGCCCAGCAACACUUCCUACAAGAGAGUCGGCAGCUGCUGCUGUGGGCAAAGGGUGUCCAGGCUCAGCUGUACAGCAAGGAGGAGCUGGUGGACGUGGCCUCAGCUCAGAGGCUGCUGGGGGCUCACCAAGACCUGCUGGAGGACAUCCAUCUGCAGCAGGAAAGAAUGCAACAGUUGGAGGCUCAGAGCCAGCCCAUGGCAUCUGUGGACUCCCCAGAAGCCCUAGAGGUGGUCAGUGCUUGGAGGCUCCUGGGCCAGCAAGGCCGGGAGCUGCAGGCCGCUUGGGAGCAGAGGCAGCAGUGGCUACAGGAGGGGCUGGAGCUGCUGAGAUUUGGCCAAGAAGUGGAUGGUUUCACUGCCACCUGUGCCAACCAUGAGGUCUUCCUGCACCUGGACCACCUUGGGGAGGACGCACAGGAGGCUCAGAACCUGUUGCAGCAGCACCGGGAGUUUGGGCAGCUCCUGGGUAUCCUGGGCCCUCGAGCAGAGGGUCUGUGGGUACAUGGUGAAAAGCUGGUCCAGAGCCAACACCCCGCUGCACACAAGAUCAGAGAGCAGCUGCGGGGUGCCCAGGCGCAGUGGACCAGGCUUCAGGAAAGGAGUGGGCAGAGGGGGCAGCAGCUGCUGGCAUCCCUCCAGCUCCAGGAAUGGAAGCGGGAUGUGUCAGAGCUGAUGCUGUGGCUGGAGGGGAAGGGGCUGAUGGCAGUGGAUGAGCCCUCCCACAUGGCUGGCAGCACCCUGCAGAAACUCAGGCGGCACAGAGCAGCUGAGAGUGAACUGAUGGCCAGCCGUGGAUACAUGGAGCACCUGCAGCAGGCUGGCAGAGAGCUGCUGAGCAGCAGGCCCCAUGGCUGGGAGGACAUACAGUCCCAGCUUUGGGGCCUGAGCAGCAAGUGGAAAGAGCUGACCUGCAGGAUGGCAGAGUAUGGAGACAAGCUCCAGCAGGCGGGACAGCAGGAGCAGCUCCUGAGGCAGCUGCAGGAUGCAAAGGAGAAGAUGGAGCAGCUCGAGGGUGCCCUGCAGAGCACAGAAACAGGGCAGGACCUGCGCUCGAGCCGGAGCCUGCAGGCACGGCACCGCCAACUGGAAAGCAAGAGCCAGGCACUGGCUGCCCAGCUGGCUACCCUUGUCUCCCAGGCCCGUGGUGUGGGCACUUCCCAGGUCAUCCUGGACGAAUCCCAGAAGUGCCUCCGGAGGUCCGAGUCCCUGCAGGAACAUCUGGCCACCUGGGGCCUGCAGCUGCAGGCCUCGGUUGAGCUGUACCAGUUCUGCCACCUGAGCACCAUGGAGCUCAAAUGGGUGACUGAGCAUAUGCCCUGUGGCAGUCCCACCCACUAUGUCAAGUUCUUGGGUGAUACCAAGAGCCUUCACAUCAAGCACAAGGGGCUCCAGGCUGAGGUGAGAGCUCACCAGGGCCAGGUGCAGCGGGUACUGGGUUCUGGCCGGAGCCUGGCAGCCUCCGGGCACCCCCAAGCCCAGCGCAUCACAGAACAAUGCUGCAAGCUGGAGGGCCGCUGGGCAGAGCUGGAGCAGGCAUGUGAGGCACAGGCCCGGUGCCUGCAGCAGGCUGUCACCUUCCAGCAGUACUUUCUGGAUGUCUCAGAGCUGGAGGGCUGGGUGGAGGAGAAGUGGCAGCUGGUCAGCAGUCAGGACUAUGGCAGAGAUGAGGCAUCCACCUUCAGGCUCAUUAAGAAGCACCAGGCCCUACAGCAGGAACUAGGUCUCUAUUGGAGCUCUGUGGAGGAGCUUGACCAGAGGGCCCAAACCCUUGCUGGCCCUGAAGCCCCAGAGCAGCUGGGCGUGGCACAGCAGAGGAUCCAGGAGAGGCUGCGGGCACUGCAGGAGCUGGCAGCCAAACGGGACCAGGAGCUGAAGGGGACCCUGAAGCUGCAUGAAUUCAUGCGGGAGGCUGAGGACCUGCAGAGCUGGAUGGUCAGCCAAAAGCAGGCAGCCAAAGGAGCAGAGAGCCUCGGGGAGGACCACGGGCACGUUCUGCACCUCUACACCAAGUUUGUAAAGUUUCAGCACCAGGUGGAGAUGGGCAGCCAGCGGUUGGCAAACUGCAGACAGCUAGCAGAGAGCCUGCAGGAAUGUGGGCACAGUGCUGCCCCCAAGGCCCAUCAGAGGCAGCAGGACCUGCAGGCUGCCUGGUUGGAGUUGUGGGAGCUGACCCAGGCCCGGGGCUGCCUGCUCCAAGAUGCUGAGACGACUCUCAGAGUUCACAGAGAUCUGUUGGAAGUCCUCACCCAGGUCCAGGAGAAAGCCACAAGCCUCCCCAGUGAUGUGGCCCAGGACCUGCAUGGGGUGGAGGCCCAGCUGAGGAGACAUGAGGUGCUGGAGCAUGACCUGGCAGUCACUGAGCAUCAGCUGCAGGAGCUGCUGGAGACUGCAGACAGGGUGCAGAAGCUAAAUGGGGGGCCUCAGGCCCAGGCCGUGCAGCAGAGGCAGCAAGCUGUGAUGCAGGCCUGGGCGGCCCUGCAGCAGCGCGUGGAGCAGCACAGGGCCCAGCUGGAGGGUGCGCACCUCCUGGCCCGCUUCCGUGCCGCGGUGCAGGACUAUGCCUCCUGGGCAGCCCAUGUACAACGGGAGCUGCAGGUGGAGAGCUCCCAGGACCCACACCGGGCAGAACUGGAGGCCCAGGAGGAGCUGCAGCAGCGGGCUACCCAGCUGGGCCAGCAGGCGCUUUUGGCUGCAGGAACACCUGCCAAGGAAAUCCAGGAAGGGCUGCGGGCCCUGCAGGAGCAGCGGGCCCAGGUGUUCCAGGCCUGGGCGCAGAAGCAAGAGAGGCAACGGACCAAGCAGCAGGAGGAGCGCUUCCUCAGAGAGUGCAGCCACCUGGAUGAGACCCUCACAGCACAGGAGGUCUCCCUGAAAACCAGUGGCCUGGGGAGCUCAGUGGAGGAAGUAGAGCAGUUGAUCCACAAGCAUGAGGUCUUCCAGAAGGUGCUGACUGCCCAGGACAAGAAGGAGGUGGCUCUCCGUAAGCAGCUGAAGUCACUGCAGGGCCCCAGGCUGCAGAGCUCACUUCACAGCGUGCUGGAGCACCGGGCUCGAGUGAAGGACCUGGCAGAGAGCCGGCACCAUGCCUUGCAUACCUCCCUGCUGGUAGCCAGCUUCACCAGGGCCGCCACACAGGCUGAGGAAUGGAUCCAGGAGCGGGUCCAGCAGCUGAAAGAGCCAAUCCCUUCUGGGGACCUGAGAGAGAAGUUGAAGCACCUGCUGAGACACCAGGCCUUUGAAGCCGAGGUUCAGGCCCAUGAGGAGGUCGUGACCUCUGUAGCCAAGAAGGGUGAGGCGCUCCUGGCACAGAGCCACCCUCAGGUAGGAGAGGUCUCCCAGAGGCUACAGGAGCUGCAGAAGCACUGGGAGAAGCUGAGGCAGGCAGUGGCUCUCCGGGGCCAGGACCUUGAGGACAAGCGGAAUUUCUUAGAGUUUCUGCAAAGAGUGGAUCUCGCAGAGGCCUGGAUCCAGGAGAAGGAGGUGGUGCUGCAUAUUGGUGACACGGGCCAGGACCUUGAGCACUGCCUGCAGCUCUGCAGGAGGCUCCGCGAGCUCCGAGGAGCCUCGGCAAGGGACAUGGCAUGUGAUGCCUACAUCAGGAGGAUCAAUGACCUGUCACUGCAGCUCAAGAACCAGGACCCUGAGGAAGUCAAGACUAUCUUCCAGCGGCAAAGCCAGCUCAACAGCAGGUGGGCGAGUUUCCGUGGCAACCUGCUCCGGUACCAGCAGCAGCUGGAAGAGGCUCUGGAGAUACAUACGUUGUCCCGAGAGCUAGACGAGGUCACAGAGCAGAUCAGGGAGAAGGGUGCCCUGACCCAGGCCCUGGACCGUGGGGAGGACCUAGAGAGCGUGCAGAGGCUAUUGCGGAGGCACGAACUGCUGGAGCAGGAGCUGGGCCCCACCCAGGCCCAGGUGGAGUUCCUGGAGCGUGAGGUAGGCCGCCUCUGCCAGAGGAGCCUGGGGGCAGCCCACAGCCUCAGUCACAAACAGCAGAAGAUGAUGGACAGCUGGAGGCAACUCCAGAGUGGGAUGCAGAAGUGGAGGGAGUCGCUGAAUGCCUCGUACCGAGCUCAGAAACUCCAGGCAACACUGCAGGAAUUGCUGCUCCAGGCCCGCAGGCUACAGGCCGAGAUGGACACGCGUGGCACUCCCUGCAGUCCUGCAGAAGCACAACACAUGUUAGAGGAGCACCAGGAGCACAAGGCUGAGCUGGACUCCUGGACAGACAGCGUCAGCCUGGCCCAAAGCACUGGGCAGCACCUGCUGGUAGCUGGUAGCCUGCCCACUCCUGACAUUCGCCAGGCCCUGGCUAGUCUAGAACAGGAGCAGAGCAGCCUGCAGGGGGCCUGGCAGGAGCAUCAGCAGCAGCUGCAGCAGGCCCUGGAGCUACAGCUGUUUCUGAACUCUGUGGAGGAGAUGGAACGUUGGCUACGCAGCAAGGAAGCCUCCCUGGCCAGCAAGGGUCUGGGGGACCCCUCAGCCAAUGUGGAGACCCUACUUUGGAAGCACAAGAUGCUUGAGCAGGACCUGGAGGCACAGGUGGAACAGAUCAGCAUCCUAGAGGCCAAAGCCCACAGCUUACACCAAUGUGGACACCCUGAGGCCCCACAUGCCCUGGGAAGAUUCCAAGCCAUGCUCCUCAGGAAAGAGGCGUUCCUGGGGCAGGCCAGCACCCACCGCCGCCAGCUGGAGGAGCUGCAGCAGCUGCAGAAUUUCCUGCGGGAUGCCACUGAGGUGGCCAUGUGGCUGAGGGAGAAGAACCUGGUGGCCUUGGAAGAGGGUUGGCAGGACCCAGCCAUGCUGCAGGCGCAGUUGCGGAAGCAGCAGAGUUUCCAGGUGGAGCUGGAUGCGAGCGUGCACCAGCAACAGGAGCUCCAUAUGGAGGGGCAGAGGCUGCUGCAGUGGGGCCACCCAGCUUCAGAGACCAUCCAGGAGCGGCUGCAGGAGCUGAGAGGGAUCUGGGGUGAGCUGCAGGCCAAUUGCCAGAGGAAGGCGGCCAAGCUGCAGGAGGCCUGCAAGGCACUGUAUCUGCGGAGGGGCUUGGAGGAAAUGGAGAGCUGGCUGGAGCCUGUGGAGGUCGAGCUGAGAGUCCCUGUCAGAGACCAGGCCCUGCCUGAGAUGGAUGAGCUCCUGGAAGCGCAGGGGGAGCUGGAGGCAGCAGUGGACAGGCAGGCCAGGCGGGCACAGGCCUUGGUACAGGAAGGCCACUGCCUCACCCAAGACUCAGAUGAGCAGGCCCGGCGGCUGCAGCGGAGGUUCCUGAGCCUGCGGGAGCUGCUGCAGGAGCGUAGGACAGCCCUGGAGGCCCGGAGCCUCCUCUUGCAGUUCUUCAGGGACGCAGAUGAGGAGAUGGCCUGGGUGCAGGAGAAGCUGCCCCUGGCCACCUCCCAGGACUGUGGCCAGAGUCUGAGUGCUGUCCAGCAGCUGCAGGAGAAGCACCAGAACUUGGAGAGUGAGAUGAGUGGCCACGAGGCUCUGAUCCGGGCAGUGGUGGGCACAGGGCACAAGUUGGUGCGAGCUGGACACUUUGCCACCCAAGAGGUGGCUGCCCGGGUGCAGCAGCUGGAGAAAGCCAUGGAGCGCCUGCAGGCGGCAGCAGCAUGGAGGAGGCUGCGGCUGCAACAGGCUCAGGAGGCCCAGCAGUGUCUCCUGGAGCUCCUAGAGGCAAGAUCCUGGCUGGCCGAACGGGGCUCUGUCCUGGACAGUGAGGACAUGGGCCACACUGCUGAGGCUACACAAGCCCUUCUGCGGCGGCUAGAGGCCACCAGGAGAGACCUGGAGGGGUUCAGCCUACGGAUCGAGCAGCUGCAACAGACGGCAACACUCCUAGAGAGCAAGCAGAACCCAGAAAGCCCUGAGGUGCUAGCCCAGCUACAGGCGGUGAGAAAGGCCCACAGGGAGCUCUUGCAGGGUGCGAAGGACAGGGGGCGAGGCCUGCGGGAGCAGCUGCAGCUGCACCAGCUGCAGCGGGAGAGCUUCCUCCUGGAAGCCUGGCUGACCACCAGGGUGGCCACCGCUGAGUCCCAAGACUACGGGCAGGACCUGGAGGGCGUCAAGGUCCUGGAAGAAAAGUUUGAGGCUUUCAGAAAAGAAGCCCAGAGCCUUGGGCAGGCCAAAGUGCAGGCCCUGAGGGAGCUGGCGGACACCCUGGAACGGGAAGCACCUGGGUGCUGUUCUCAUAUUCAAGCCCAAAGGAGCCACGUUGAGGCCAUGUGGGAGAGGCUAGGCAAGGCAAUAAAGGCCCGCGCAGAGAAUCUGGCUACAGCCCACCAGGUCCACAGCUUUCAGCAGGUGGUAGCAGAACUCCAGUGCUGGGUACAGGAGAAAAUGGCCCUGAUGGAGGGAGAUGACCAAGGCCAUAGCCUGUCAUGUGUGCAGAACCUGCAGCAACAACACAGGCGUCUAGAGAGGGAACUGGCAAUUAUGGCAAAAGAAGUGGCACAGGUGCAGAUGGAAGCCUGCUGCCUGGGGCAGCGACAGCCCAUGGCUCAGGGGGCCCUGGCAGAGCAGCUGGCCAAGGUGGAGGAGGCCUGGGCCACCCUAGAGGUGAAGGCCCGGGAGCGGGCCCAGUGGCUGGCACAGGCCAUGCAGGGCCAUGCCUUCCUUGGGCGCUGUCGGGAGUUGCUAGCAUGGGCUCAGGAGAGGCAGGUGCUGGCAUCUUCUGAGGAGGUGGCUAGGAACUUGGCAGGGGCUGGGCAGCUCCUGGGGCAGCAUGAAGAGCUAGGGCGAGUAAUCAUGGAGCACUGCCUACAAGCCCAGGACAUGCUACGGGAAGGGCAGCAGCUGGUGGACAACGGCCACUUCAUGUCCCAAGAGGUGACUGAGUGUCUACAGGAGCUGGAAGGGCAGCUUCAGGAGUUAGAGAAGGCCUGGGCUCUGCACCAGCAACACCGCAAGGAAAGUCAGAGCCUGCAGCUGCUGUGGCGGGGGCUGACGCAGGCUGAGGCCUGGCUGGCCUCCCGAGAAACCAUCCUCCUGGAUCCCAGCUGUGGGACAUCAGUGACGGAUGUGGAAUUGCUGCUCCGCAGACACCAGGACUUAGAGAAGCUGCUGGCUGCCCAGGAAGAAAAGUUUGCCCAACUACAGAAGACAGAGAUGGAACAGCAGCUGCUAUAGGAGACACAGGGGUGGAAACCUGGAGUUGACAGCCAGCUGGUGGCCUUUCAGUGGAGGCUCUUGGGACAUGGAGGUGGGACAGGAGCAUAGCUGGCUAAGAUGAGGGACCUGCAGCCAGGUGAUGCAAAGGAUGUCCCCAUCGUGGAGGAGUCUUUAGAGCUUAAGCAACAGCUCCUAUCAGUGGGAAGGCAGAGCCCCACGAGCUCCUGGGACAGCUAUCAUGGCAUCUUGCGGGGUGGCUCCCUGAGCCUGUUCUUAGAUGAGAGGAUGGCAGCAGAGAAAGCAGCUUCCACAGCCCCCCUUGACCUUCUGGGAGGAAGCCAGUGUGAGAGGCUGAGGGACUACCAUGGCAGAAAACACUCUUUCUCCUCCAGGCUGAGCGGCAGGGCAGAGAUCCUGUUUGCAGCACCAUCUGAAGAGCAGGCUGAAAGCAGGCAGCGAGCUGUGAGCAGCGUGGCAGGCCAGAAUCUGAGCCCAGAAUUCAAAGCCAAUCCUGUUGACUCUCCAGUUGAGGGCGCUGCUGAGAAGGUGCAAAGCACAGCUGCCCUGCUCAGGGAUCAGUCCACACCCCUUGCACUGGGGGAGACCCUGAAGAUGAUGGGCCCUGCAGAUGGAGCUGCACAAGGCUCCCAGAGCCUUUCCUGUUCUGGCCAGCCCUGUGAUCUGGGCCUUGAUGAGAACCCCAAGACAGCUACAAGCAAGGACACCUCUAGGGGACCAAAAUGA